Messenger RNA from Parnassius mnemosyne (clouded apollo), 1014 nucleotides. Lineage: Eukaryota; Metazoa; Arthropoda; Insecta; Lepidoptera; Papilionidae. The record is from the annotation of a GenBank genome assembly.
UUGGAUUUACUGGACAAAUUACGUUCAAAGAAGAUGCAGGCAACAGGUACUCUUAGAAAGGCAAACAUACCUAAAAACUGCAAUUUCAAAACUGACAAUGAGUUGAGAAAACAAGGACGUGGUUCUUCGGAUCAACUCGUUCGCAGUGACGGUAUUGUGGCAUGUCUAAAGUGGUUUGAUAACAAACCAGUAAUAAUGGCAUCAUCUGUUGAUUCCAAAGAACCCAUCAACAAAUGCAGACGUUGGUGUAAAAAAACUAAACAGUAUAUCCAAAUUGACAGACCAUUUGCAAUAGAGCAAUAUAAUACCAUGAUGGGCGGUGUAGAUAUGUUGGACAGGGAACAUCCUAGAAAUCUGAUUCCAGAACUCUGCAAACAGUUUUACCAUUUGGGAUGGGUCACAGGAACUGGUGGUGGUAUAUCUAUAAAAGAAGGAGAAAAAAUCUACAUUGCACCAUCUGGAGUUCAGAAAGAGAGAAUGAAGCCAGAUGAUUUAUUUGUACAGACUAUUCACGACGAAGACUUAGAACUACCUCCACCAGAAAAAAAGCUCAAGAAAAGUCAAUGCACACCUCUGUUUAUGUUAGCGUAUCGCGAACGCAACGCCGGUGCUGUCAUACACACGCAUUCGCCGCACGCAGUUCGCUGCACGUUAUUAUUUGACAAGGAGUUUGUCAUCACACAUCAGGAGAUGAUCAAGGGUAUAAAAGAUGCCCAACUGGGGCGCUGCUUGCGAUACGACGAGAAAUUAGUUGUUCCAAUCAUUGAAAACACGCCGUUCGAGAAGGAUCUAGCGAGUAGCCUUGGUGAAGCAUUAAGGAAAUAUCCUGGCACAAGUGCAGUACUGGUCCGUAGACACGGAGUAUAUGUGUGGGGCGAUACGUGGCAGCAGGCAAAAACUAUGACCGAAUGCUACGAUUACUUAUUUGAGAUGGCAGUAGAAAUGAAGAAACUUGGACUGGAUCCGGCACUUAAUCCAGAAAUGGUACAAAACGAAACGGAAAAUGGGAAAUAA